GUGUUGACAUUUGAUGUUUGAGUUUUGACCUGUUCAUCAGUCAACCAAUAUUACUCGUUUUUAAGUUUUGUAAAAAUAAACUUCUACUGCAUUUGAGUUUUGAAAUUGCUCGAAACAAUAAAAUAUCCUCAACUGCGGCCACGAACUUUAAAAAAAGACAAUGGCCAAUCCCAAACCCAACCAGCUCAUGACCUGUCCAUACGAGAUGGCGCAUCAAGUGGAACACUAUCGGAUGCAUAUCCACCUUCAGAAAUGCAGGAAACAGCAUCCUAAUUGCAAGAAAGUGUUAUGUCCCUUUGAUGCUACGCAUGUUAUCAAUGAUGUAGAGCUGGAUUUUCAUGUGACAGUCUGUCCCAAGAGAAUAAUGCUGGACUCGCAGAUUUACAUCACAGACGAUGACUACAAACCCGCAGUGGAGCUCUCAGCGCCCCCGAUCAUACAGAGUGAAGAGAAUUGGGACGAUGAAGUGACAACUACCUACAUACCAGACCCAUCGAAGAAGGGACCUCACAUCAUAACCAAGAUCCGUGGAGCCACCAGAUCAGAGAGGAGGAAAGCGAGGAUGGAAGGCAUCAAGACUUACCGACCAGCUGCCUCCGAGGAAUAGGCAAUAGACUAUAGCUUCAUACAUAACUUUUUUUUAAUUUUUAUUUUAGACCAUUAUCGCUGACGCGUG
Molecule: messenger RNA, 676 nt
Organism: Manduca sexta (tobacco hornworm)
Lineage: Eukaryota; Metazoa; Arthropoda; Insecta; Lepidoptera; Sphingidae
Gene: Gtsf1
Product: gametocyte-specific factor 1
Exons: 4
Coding region: 161-607 (148 amino acids)
Source: RefSeq, a predicted model, not a curated record